AUGACACCCAGUGAGGGUAGGGCACAAAAUACAUGGCCUCGAAAACAUGCAACACGGGGAGAGAUAUGUAGCAGCCGGAGGAGAGCGUUUCAAAAAGCUGGAAUUCGACCCGUAGUUCACAGCAGACUAGUCGUUCCUACUCGCUGGAGGAAAACUUUAAACGAACCAUGCACUAUCAAUGUUUUUACCCAUGGAGAUGUGUUGAUUCCUCCUGCUCAAAUACUGAUACCAAAGUUUACUCUCACUAACUGGGAAAGUGUCUUGGCCAUGGUGACAGAGAAAGUACAUCUGCGCACUGGUGCUGUUUACGGGUUGUGUACAUUUGAUGGGACUCCUUUAAUUGGUCCGAUGGAGCUGGAGAACAACCAUUUUUAUGUUGCCGUGGGAGCAGAGAGGUUCCGCUUCCUGCCGUACUUUCAGUCAGUUCCUUGUAGGGAGAUGAUCCAGGACAAAAGUGCUCAUGUAGUCAACUGUGAGAGUAGCCCUGUCAGUGCACCCACAAGAAAAUGCAAAAAUUUAAAGGAUGUGGUCAGUGUUCCCACUUCAAGACAAAAGUGUCCCAAUAUACACAACAUGCAGAAGAAGCAUGCCUGUGUUGACUGUUAUUGA
Esox lucius (northern pike) is the source of this 609-nucleotide messenger RNA. RefSeq names its product doublecortin domain-containing protein 2. The transcript is spliced from 6 exons. Bases 1 to 609 code for a protein of 202 amino acids. Lineage: Eukaryota; Metazoa; Chordata; Actinopteri; Esociformes; Esocidae. Gene Ontology annotation, cellular component: microtubule organizing center; microtubule. Gene Ontology annotation, biological process: intracellular signal transduction. The record is from RefSeq and is a predicted model, not a curated record.